AUGUCUUUGAAGGAUCACCUCGGUACAGGACCUCUCGCCUGGGACCUUGAUUCUGUGCCCCUGGUUGCUUACAUCCCAACAUGGAGGGUCGGAUCUCUUCUCCAGCUGUCUUGGGUCAUCAGUCCGCUGUCUCGGAGGAAGAACUCGAUCUCCAGAACCGCAAGCGUGAGCUGCCGGUCCCUUGCUUCGGAUCCGAAAGCUGUGUUUGCAACUGAGACACGUGUUUGCCGAAAAACGACAAUCGCCUCACGCGUUCUCUGCUGCAAGGGAGUUCGAUGCAAUCCGCCGUCGAUGGAUCAGUCACCUCAAACCCCUUCCAACGGUUCUGGCAAGGGUGGUCGCAUGUUUCAGAAGCCGAUAAGCAAGUCUGAUGACUCCAGACUUCAGAUGUUGAAGUUCGAGCUGCUGCUAUCCGCUGCGAACGAGGAAUCAGAGUGA
Molecule: messenger RNA, 438 nt
Organism: Aureobasidium namibiae CBS 147.97
Lineage: Eukaryota; Fungi; Ascomycota; Dothideomycetes; Dothideales; Saccotheciaceae
Exons: 2
Coding region: 1-438 (145 amino acids)
Source: RefSeq, a predicted model, not a curated record